AUGUAUACUUUCGGAGACGAAAUCUAUAGGGGUAUACGCGAUUCGGUUCAACAUUUAUGUACGCAUUCUAAAGUUAUUUCAUGCCGAAUUGCAAUCAAAGGUAUCGUGCUUAGUAGGCUGAUAUCCGAGUUGUUCCUGGACAUUGUACUUUCUUACCUUGGCUUCAAAGUGUAUUCCGUGCUGGUAGGCAAGUUCGUUGUGAAGUGGGAUACGGCAGUCGUAGAGGUCGUCUGCGAUAAUAUCAUAGGGUCCAUGUUUCUUACGGACCGGCAUCUCAACCGCACUGAAAUGUAUCUGCUUAAUGUCAUUCAUACAUGCUCGCGCUUCAAGAGGUCUGAGUAA
Messenger RNA from Haemonchus placei, 342 nucleotides. NCBI's taxonomy places the organism in Eukaryota, Metazoa, Nematoda, Chromadorea, Rhabditida, Trichostrongylidae. The record is from the annotation of a GenBank genome assembly.